CCUCAAACAAGAUUCAGUUGAAGCAAAAUUUGGUUUACGGAAAUCAUUCCCACAAAUUUCCACGAACUUGGUACCAUUUUAAAAAAAAAAAUUACCUUCCUGCACCUCAGCUUAUACUUUAUACCUACUUAGUCCAUCAAAACUUUCAAAAUAUUUCAGUUUUAUAAACCUUAAAAAACAGAAGUCGACGAUUUAAUUUAAUGGAAUUAUUCAUUCAAGAUUUCAUCUCAUCAAACAACUACGAUGACUUGAAACAGGAGGACAUUCUAGAACGUCGUAUCUCGCCAUACGCCACUCUUCGUCCCGGGGAUUUGGCUGCACUGUUAAAGUUAUCGACUGUACCCAUACCCUUGUCAUCGUAUGCUCAUGGUUCAGGUAGUAACAACCACAGCCAACGUCCUUCCAUCAAUACCAUAUUUGAGAAGAAACGAACUACAUCAACAGGAGACAGCGAUGACGAGAAGAAUGAGGAGUGUGUUGACGUCGUUUGCAACGCAGCCGACAACGGUCAUGUGCCAACCCUGUAUGUUGUUAAAAACAUCAAACAACACGAGAUGCCCGUGAUUGGUUUCUUUGUGGACAAGAGAAUAUGUCCUGGCUUCAGGUACAAGGUACGACGGGUCAACUCUGAAAAGUUCUUCUGGAACAAUGAGGCCAGGUGCCUGGAAUCAAUCGGCACGGGGUACGGGGCUCGACUGACCUUCUCUGGCGACAAGCUGAACUACAAUGAGAACUACUUUUGGUCUGACAGUAACCCUGAGGGGUUUGCUUUCAGUAUUCAGGCUGUGGAUGUUGGUCAGAAGUUCCUGGUGCAGGACAGUGCUGACACUGUGGUUGGAGAAGCUGUGGUGGAGCGGUUCCAUGGAGCCCAAGCUGAAACGUCCAUGUCUUCCUGUAGGUCAGGGGUCACCAAGCAUGUCUCAGUCACCAUGACCUGUAAGGUCACCUACUACCAACGGCACCACCAUGGACUCAAAGAACUGUGGCGCCACACUAACGAGGAAACUGUUUCUGGGGAGGCUGUUCUUCAUAGGCCCAAGGCGUCCCGCAAAGCUAGCUUGACCGCCAUCAACAAAGUUUAUCUGCCUCGUGUUGGACAGUGCUCCCUCCUGCCUGACUGUUAAUUCUGUACAUUUGUAAAUAUUCUCUCUAUAACGAUAAGCACAGUAUUUAGGUCACUUGUGUGAUUCUAACAUACAUUGUGUGUAUCACACAGUAUUUAAAUCUGAUUUCAUGAUUUUAAAUUGCUGUGUGAAGCUACAAGAUUUUAUAUUUGAUGUAAACUUAAGCUUUCAGUGGUAUUUUAAUUGGCUAGUAGGCUCUCUUAAUGUAUGGAUGUUUCAGAAGGGUACAAGGUUGAUUUGUAUGUGUACAUGUAGUUCAUUAGUGACUUGAUUGAGAUGUGAUUGAGUGAGGUACGAUUGAAAUUUUACUGCUGCCAUUUAAAAUUCAGUAUUACAAAGCUGAGAUUAAAUACUUAUACAAGA
Molecule: messenger RNA, 1487 nt
Organism: Physella acuta
Lineage: Eukaryota; Metazoa; Mollusca; Gastropoda; Physidae
Source: RefSeq, a predicted model, not a curated record